UUAUGACUUACGUCAGUGUGGGUGUUCACGGCAGCCAUUAUUCCUAAUUUCUACGUAAAAAAUUACUUUAGUUUUCUAUUUUACGCCGCACUUUUUCGAAACAAAGGAGUUCGUUAUUUUUGAUAAUUUGUACUACUUCAUCAAAGUGUUCGAAAUAAAAUUAUAGUACAAAAUGAAUCCAGAAUACGACUACUUGUUCAAGCUUUUGUUGAUCGGCGAUUCCGGUGUUGGAAAAUCGUGUCUUUUGUUAAGAUUUGCAGACGACACAUACACAGAGAGCUACAUAAGUACCAUUGGUGUGGACUUUAAGAUAAGGACUGUAGAAUUAGAUGGCAAGACAAUAAAAUUACAAAUAUGGGAUACAGCAGGACAGGAGAGGUUUAGAACAAUCACAUCAUCAUACUACAGAGGAGCCCAUGGAAUCAUCAUUGUUUACGAUUGUACAGACCAGGACUCAUUUAGCAAUGUCAAGCAGUGGUUGGAGGAAAUUGACCGCUAUGCAUGUGAUAAUGUCAAUAAGCUGCUGGUCGGCAACAAGUGUGAUCUCACUACAAAGAAAGCUGUUGAUUAUACUACAGCCAAUCAAUAUGCUGAACAGUUAGGUAUUCCAUUCUUGGAGACCAGCGCGAAGAACUCCACGAAUGUUGAGCAAGCGUUCAUGACGAUGGCAGCUGAGAUUAAGGCGCGCGUUGGUCCGCCAUCUGCCGGUUCACCGACAUCCAGUAUGUCCGUCAAGAUCGACCAGGGACGGCCCAUUGAUACCGGCAAGUCGUCUUGCUGCUGAAUAUUACUCACACUUGGCUGGCGAGAUAAUGGAGCCGUCCGGGCCACAGCUCGCCUCACCACACUAUUAAACGCAAAUACAACAAUCGUUUUAUUGCAUUAAUUAUUAUAAACAAAUCUAAAAAAAUAGUGAACUUAUUUUAAGCUAACUUCUCUUAAGUUGCAACGUCCAACAUAUUGUUAGUUCAACGGAACGGUGAAAUGUAUGGGUGUAUGUUUAUACAUAUUUAUAUAUAAUGAUUAUCGUAGGUAUAAUUUUACGUGCUCCGUGCAGAUCAUCCAUGCGUCGCGGGAAAUUUCAUGUUUUUGUAUUUAGGAUUAUAGUGAAAUAAUAAAAAUCUAAAGGUUCACUCGGUAUGUUUGUUCUGGGCUAAUUAGCCGGCUUCUUCACUCGAGGUACUAAUUUUGCACUGAGUGUUAUUCCAUUAUAUUUGUAUUGAUCCGCAAUGGCUAUACCACAUUUUGUGUUAGGAUCCGAUUUCCUUGACUGUGCCGUGUGUGAUACAACUAAAAUAGUUCCAGGUUUCUAGCAUUACCGUUGUUCAUAUCUUCAUUACUUAACACAAAAUUGUAGAUAUAGCAAAUUGGCCUUAGCGUUAGACGGAUGUAUAGUAAUAAUGUUUAGUCAACAAUUUGGAUUCAGCGGGAACAUAGUAUUGAAAGACAUUCAUUAAUAUCACUGCAGUGGUUGUCGUGCGAUUUUUCAACUUUCACGUUAAUUUUAAAGUCCUUAAGUAUUAUGAAAUUAUUUUAAUCGCAAUAAUACAUGUGGCAUUUGAAAAAUUGCAUGCUAAUUUUAUUGAUUGAUCAUAUGAAACUUAAUUAUUUUUGUACUGUUAUUUGAAGGAGUUAAGUUUAGUUAGAUCCGCUAACCCACUGUAAUUCUGUAUUGAGGAUUUCUUAGAAAUUAAAACAAUAUGCUAUUAA
Messenger RNA from Pieris brassicae (large cabbage white), 1710 nucleotides. RefSeq names its product ras-related protein Rab-1A (gene Rab1). Bases 173 to 784 code for a protein of 203 amino acids. Lineage: Eukaryota; Metazoa; Arthropoda; Insecta; Lepidoptera; Pieridae. Gene Ontology annotation, molecular function: GTP binding; GTPase activity. The transcript is spliced from 5 exons. The record is from RefSeq and is a predicted model, not a curated record.